AUGCCGAAUAAGGCCAGCUGGCCCCAAUGGGACCAUGGCAGCCACGAUUUCAAGGAGCACGCAUUCAUGCUGAAGUUGUCGAUGAACACCAUGCUGAAAAUGAUAGACGAAGGCCAGAAACCACCAAUGGACGAAGUAGCUGCUGCCCUCAGGGCGGCGGUAGCAUUUGCAGAAAGGGCGAACGAUGAACCCAAAAUCCAGACAGUCUUGGACGAAGUACGCAAACUAGCCAUUGACUCAAGCAACCGAGACAGCAAUAUGGAGGAAAAGAUUACGCAUAUCAAGCACCAGGCAGCUAGCCUGAAGCAAUACAUCGACGGCCAGCUACGCCAGCGUACUGGGCCGGUCCUCGACAUCCUCCUCCACCACCGGAGGAAUCCCCAUUGUACCACCAGCAAUGCCGAAACAAGGCCAAGCACCAUAUAA
Letharia columbiana is the source of this 426-nucleotide messenger RNA. RefSeq lists its product as uncharacterized. Bases 1 to 426 code for a protein of 141 amino acids. The record is from RefSeq and is a predicted model, not a curated record. The transcript has a single exon. NCBI's taxonomy places the organism in Eukaryota, Fungi, Ascomycota, Lecanoromycetes, Lecanorales, Parmeliaceae.